AGAGUCGGCUACCAACAAAACAGAGCAAAGCUACUCCAAGCUUUGUGAACUUUCUCUCUCUUUCUAUCUUCUUCUCCUUUGCGUGAUUUCAUACAAGAAAUCUCGCGUUUCUUCUCAUUUCUUUCUUCUCCGUAAUUCCCAAAUGGAUCGCGCUCGAAAGCUAGCCAGCCGGGCGAUUCUGCGGCGGCUAAUUUCCGAAGCAAAGCAGCCACGUGGCGGCGCCGGAACGCCGACCCCCGCAUUAUUCACGCCCGCGAGGUUCGCUUCCUCGAUAACCGCUCGCUCAUUUCAGACUAAGAUCCGUGACCCGUCCACUACUGGGAUUGGGUUUCGAGCUCACCAGGCUCGCCCAAUCUCUGUUGAGGCGCUGAAACCCAGUGACACUUUCCCGCGCCGCCACAACUCCGCCACGCCGGAGGAGCAAUCUAAGAUGUCCGAGUUUUGCGGCUUCGCAAACCUCGAUGCUCUGAUUGACGCAACCGUGCCUCAAUCUAUUCGUAUUGAGCCCAUGGGGUUCUCCAAGUUCGAUCAGGGCCUCACCGAGGCGCAAAUGAUCGAACACAUGAAGGGUUUAGCGUCUAAGAAUAAGGUUUUCAAGUCGUAUAUAGGAAUGGGGUACUAUAAUACCUUUGUGCCUCCUGUGAUUCUGAGGAAUAUUAUGGAAAAUCCGGGUUGGUAUACUCAGUAUACUCCCUACCAGGCUGAGGUUUCGCAAGGCCGUCUUGAGUCCUUGCUAAAUUAUCAGACAAUGAUUACAGAUCUCACCGGUUUGCCUAUGGCCAAUGCGUCUUUGUUGGAUGAGGGCACUGCUGCGGCAGAGGCAAUGGCUAUGUGUAAUAAUAUCCAGAAGGGGAAAAAGAAAACUUUUGUUAUUGCUAGUAAUUGUCACCCCCAGACUAUUGAUGUUUGUAAAACUAGGGCUGAUGGGUUUGAACUUAAGGUAGUGACUGCUGAUCUUAAGGAUAUUGAUUACCAGUCUGGGGAUGUUUGUGGGGUGUUGGUACAGUAUCCCGGGACCGAGGGUGAGGUUUUGGACUAUGGGGAGUUCAUUAAGAGUGCACACGCUUGUGGGGUGAAGGUUGUGAUGGCGUCGGAUUUGUUGGCCCUGACAAUGCUGAAGCCUCCUGGUGAAUUGGGGGCGGAUAUUGUUGUCGGUUCAGCUCAGAGGUUUGGUGUUCCUAUGGGUUAUGGAGGUCCUCAUGCGGCUUUCUUGGCCACAUCCCAAGAGUACAAGAGAAUGAUGCCCGGGAGAAUUAUUGGUGUCAGUCUUGAUUCCUCAGGGAAGCCUGCUCUAAGAAUGGCAAUGCAGACUAGGGAGCAGCAUAUCCGAAGGGAUAAGGCAACAAGCAACAUUUGCACUGCUCAGGCAUUGCUUGCCAAUAUGGCUGCUAUGUAUGCUGUUUACCAUGGACCUGGAGGGCUUAAAACAAUUGCCCAACGAGUUCAUGGUCUUGCUGGAACUUUUGCUGCUGGAUUGAAAAAGCUUGGGACAGUGGAAGUGCAGGGUCUUCCCUUUUUUGACACUGUGAAGGUUAAGUGUGCUGAUGCAAAAGCAAUUGCUGAGGCUGCUUACAAAAACGAGAUUAACUUGAGGAUUGUGGAUAACAAUACCAUAACCGUUGCUUUUGAUGAGACAACCACUUUAGAAGACGUUGACAAGCUAUUUGAAAUUUUUGCAUGUGGAAAGCCAGUGCCAUUCAGUGCUCAAUCUAUUGCACCAGAGGUUCAAAAUGUGAUUCCUUCCAGUCUUGUAAGGGAUAGUCCAUAUUUGACUCACCAAGUAUUCAACACGUACCACACUGAGCAUGAGUUGCUUAGGUACCUUCAUAGGCUGCAAGCAAAGGAUCUUUCUCUGUGCCACAGCAUGAUUCCUCUUGGAUCCUGUACUAUGAAACUGAAUGCAACUACAGAGAUGAUGCCAGUGACAUGGCCUAGCUUUGCAGAUAUUCACCCGUUUGCACCCACUGAACAGGCUGCAGGAUUCCAGGAAAUGUUCAAUGAUUUGGGUGAACUAUUGUGUACAAUUACUGGAUUUGAUUCCUUUUCCUUGCAACCUAAUGCUGGUGCUGCCGGAGAGUAUGCAGGAUUGAUGGUCAUUCGUGCAUAUCAUUUGUCAAGAGGUGACAGUCACCGUAAUGUAUGCAUCAUACCUGUAUCUGCACAUGGAACAAAUCCUGCAAGUGCAGCCAUGUGUGGAAUGAAAAUUGUUGCUGUUGGAACUGAUGCAAAAGGAAACAUUAAUAUUGAAGAACUAAAGAAGGCUGCUGAGGCAAAUAAAGAUAACCUAGCUGCUCUUAUGGUUACAUAUCCUUCAACACACGGUGUCUAUGAGGAAGGCGUUGAUGAGAUAUGCAGGAUAAUUCAUGAGAAUGGCGGUCAAGUUUACAUGGACGGAGCUAAUAUGAAUGCACAGGUUGGUUUGACAAGUCCAGGCUUUAUUGGAGCAGACGUUUGCCAUCUAAAUCUCCACAAAACAUUCUGCAUUCCUCAUGGUGGAGGUGGUCCAGGCAUGGGUCCCAUUGGCGUGAAGAAACAUCUAGCACCAUUUUUGCCCUCACAUCCUGUGGUUCCAACUGGAGGUAUCCCAUCCCCUGAUAAGAGCCAGCCCUUGGGUACCAUCUCAGCUGCUCCUUGGGGCUCUGCACUUAUUUUGCCAAUAUCAUAUUCUUAUAUAGCCAUGAUGGGCUCGAAGGGACUUACUGAAGCAUCAAAGAUAGCCAUCUUGAAUGCAAACUACAUGGCUAAACGUUUAGAGAGCCACUAUCCUGUUCUAUUCCGUGGCGUCAAUGGAACAUGUGCACAUGAAUUCAUUAUUGAUUUGAGGGGAUUUAAGAAUACUGCUGGAAUCGAACCUGAAGAUGUUGCUAAACGCCUUAUGGACUAUGGAUUUCAUGGACCAACUAUGUCAUGGCCCGUUCCUGGCACACUAAUGAUUGAGCCAACUGAAAGUGAAAGCAAGGCAGAAUUAGACAGGUUUUGUGAUGCACUCAUCUCCAUUAGGGAAGAGAUUGCUCAGAUUGAGAAGGGGAAGUUUGAUCUUAACAAUAAUGUUCUUAAGAACGCUCCUCAUCCACCGUCAGUGCUUAUGGCUGAUGAAUGGACAAAACCAUACUCUAGGGAAUAUGCUGCCUUCCCCGCUCCCUGGCUGAGAACUGCCAAAUUCUGGCCGUCUACAGGGCGUGUUGACAAUGUGUAUGGAGACCGCAACCUCAUCUGCACUCUCCUUACACCAUCACAGAUGGUUGAAGAACAGGCUGCAGCCACUGCUUAAGCUCCAUUGAAGCCACAUUCCUUCUUCCACAAUUGAAGUAUAUAUAUUCAAAUUCCAAGUGUUUAUUCCCUUGUAGUUUGAUGACUUUCAUUUUUAUCCAUAUUGAUCAACAGCUGCUCUAUCAACAAUUGUUUAUAUCUGCAGCUUGCAGCUUUUCUAAUCUUCUC
Ipomoea triloba (trilobed morning glory) is the source of this 3438-nucleotide messenger RNA. RefSeq names its product glycine dehydrogenase (decarboxylating), mitochondrial-like. Gene Ontology annotation, cellular component: chloroplast envelope; apoplast; mitochondrion. The record is from RefSeq and is a predicted model, not a curated record. Gene Ontology annotation, biological process: glycine decarboxylation via glycine cleavage system. The transcript is spliced from 15 exons. NCBI's taxonomy places the organism in Eukaryota, Viridiplantae, Streptophyta, Magnoliopsida, Solanales, Convolvulaceae. Gene Ontology annotation, molecular function: glycine binding; glycine dehydrogenase (decarboxylating) activity; pyridoxal phosphate binding. Bases 143 to 3271 code for a protein of 1042 amino acids.